CGCCCCCUAUGGACAGCUGCUGACAUCCCAUUGACCAAACGUGUCGCUGUUGUCUCCUCUCCUGCACUGUGGGUAAAAUCAUCCAAAAAAUAAGACUAAAAUGGCAUUUACCUCCCAAGGCACAAAGAAAAAAGUUUGCUACUACUAUGAUGGUGAUGUUGGAAAUUACUACUAUGGUCAGGGCCAUCCCAUGAAGCCUCACCGAAUCCGCAUGACCCACAACCUGCUGCUCAACUAUGGGCUCUACAGAAAGAUGGAGAUCUAUCGUCCACACAAAGCCAGUGGAGAAGAGAUGACCAAGUAUCACAGUGAUGAUUACAUCAGGUUCUUGCGCUCUAUCAGGCCAGACAACAUGUCAGAAUACAGCAAACAGAUGCAGAGAUUUAAUGUGGGUGAGGACUGUCCGGUCUUCGAUGGUUUGUUCGAGUUCUGCCAGCUCUCAGCAGGAGGCUCCGUCGCCGGUGCCGUAAAGUUGAACAAACAGCAGACAGACAUCGCGAUCAACUGGGCCGGAGGGCUUCAUCACGCCAAAAAGUCUGAAGCCUCUGGGUUUUGCUACGUCAACGACAUCGUACUGGCAAUCCUGGAGUUACUGAAAUACCAUCAGAGAGUUCUCUAUAUAGAUAUUGACAUCCACCAUGGAGACGGUGUGGAGGAGGCUUUCUACACCACAGAUCGUGUUAUGACUGUGUCCUUCCACAAGUAUGGAGAGUACUUCCCAGGCACCGGUGACCUGAGGGAUAUUGGUGCUGGAAAGGGUAAAUAUUAUGCUGUAAAUUAUCCACUGAGGGAUGGGAUCGAUGAUGAGUCCUAUGAAGCCAUUUUCAAACCUAUCAUGGCGAAGGUGAUGGAGAUGUACCAGCCCAGUGCUGUGGUCCUCCAGUGUGGAGCCGACUCUCUGUCAGGGGACAGACUGGGCUGCUUCAACCUCACCAUUAAAGGCCAUGCCAAGUGUGUGGAGUACAUUAAGAGCUUCAACCUGCCGCUGCUGAUGCUGGGAGGAGGCGGCUAUACGAUCCGGAACGUGGCUCGUUGCUGGACAUUUGAGACUGCUGUGGCCCUUGAUAGCUCCAUCCCCAAUGAGCUCCCAUACAAUGAUUACUUUGAGUACUUUGGACCAGACUUCAAGUUGCACAUCAGCCCCUCCAAUAUGACCAAUCAGAACACAAACGACUACCUGGAGAAGAUCAAGCAGCGCUUGUUUGAGAACCUGCGCAUGUUGCCUCACGCCCCCGGAGUCCAGAUGCAAGCCAUCCCAGAGGACGCCGUGCAGGAGGACAGUGGCGACGAAGAGGACGAUCCAAACAAACGCAUAUCUAUCCGCGCUCACGACAAAAGGAUAGCGUGCGAGGAAGAGUUCUCGGACUCUGAGGACGAAGGCGAAGGCGGUCGCAGGAAUGCAGCCAGCUACAAGAAAGCCAAAAGGACCGAAGGAGAGAAGGAGACAGAGGAGAAGAAGAAGAGUACAGAGGAAACAAAAGAAGUAAAAGAAGAAGAGAAGGUACCAGAGGAGGAAAAAAUGGACACGUCAAAGCCAAAUGAGGAACCCAAGACACCUUGAGGUCCUGAACUUCCUGUGACAACAGUACAUCAGAUCAGAGCUGAUCCUAAAGUUUUUUUUUUCUAAAUGAUUGUUGCAGUGAAAGCUGGUAAAGAACUGUAUAUUUUAAGGCAGUGGAGAUUAAAUGGUUUCCAUUUGUUCUUAAUCUUUUCAACUUUUCCGUGUUUGGACAGAAAACGUAUUUUUCAGUAUUUUUUUGUAUGAAUUUCUCUUAUUUACUAUAUUUGCUUUUCCAGUUGUGAAAAUAUCUGUAAAAAUGGCUUAGCAUGUGCCUAUUUUAUAUACUUGGAUGUAAUUUAACUAAUUUUGGCAAUUGUCUUUGUCAUUUGAUCCCCUUGUGUUAUGUGCCUUUGGAGUUGUAGCAAAAUAAUGUAGAAAAAUGUGUCCCUUUUCUAGAAAACAUGCAACUCGUCUUGUCCACCAAAAUUUACAAGAUGCAUAUUUCUAUACAUAUUUUACAGUUCUGCUUAAAUUAGCUUGUGCUUUUAAGUUGCGCAAUAACUUUAGGGAUUUUUCAGAAACUAAAGAGAUCACAUUUUGAACACAUUUCUUUAAACAAACUUGUCUGUUGACGACUAAGUUCACUGAAAAGGAAAGCCAGAUGUCUCGAUUGAUUUGUGUAUAUAUUCGUAUUCUGAAAACAGGUGAGUUCUUUAAACAUUUUGAUUGAACAAAACCUGUCAGAGAUUUCAACUGCAUUAAAAUCUUUUUUUAAA
Messenger RNA from Xiphophorus couchianus (Monterrey platyfish), 2277 nucleotides. RefSeq names its product probable histone deacetylase 1-B. The coding region runs from base 101 to 1561 and encodes 486 amino acids. The record is from RefSeq and is a predicted model, not a curated record. Gene Ontology annotation, molecular function: histone deacetylase activity. Gene Ontology annotation, biological process: heterochromatin formation. Gene Ontology annotation, cellular component: NuRD complex. The transcript is spliced from 14 exons. NCBI's taxonomy places the organism in Eukaryota, Metazoa, Chordata, Actinopteri, Cyprinodontiformes, Poeciliidae.